Molecule: messenger RNA, 740 nt
Organism: Dothidotthia symphoricarpi CBS 119687
Lineage: Eukaryota; Fungi; Ascomycota; Dothideomycetes; Pleosporales; Dothidotthiaceae
Exons: 1
Coding region: 71-301 (76 amino acids)
Source: RefSeq, a predicted model, not a curated record
UAAGAUCUCACUGCGGCUUAGGUCCAGGUUUCUCGAAUAGCUGAGAGUUUAUCUACUCGUGUACUCCGCCAUGUCGUCACCCGCACCAGCACUUGGCUCUACUAGCAUUGAAGUUACGACUCUCGUCCCUAUCCAAGCCAUGACUAAGGAAGCCAACCAGCAGAUUAGAGAUCCUCAUAAGCACUACCUGUUUGUCCCAAUCUUGCACGGUGCCCCGACCCCCUCACGCCUCACCAACCGAGAUAGACAGCAGCAUCUCCUUACCUCCGGCAACGACAACCUCAUGUCCACUUUCGGCUAGUCCAUCGACGACAGCGACAUGCCUGUAGUCACGCCACCAUACACAACGCUCAACGGUAUGAUUCCCUCGGCUAGAAAACGCUUACAGUACGGUCCCUCCGCAUCGUUCCACCGCUCGAGCAACUGACCGCACGCGCGCUGGCCAAAUCCAAUACGAGCUUUGCUUCAGGACUGUUCGUUAGCAACGAUAAGUCUGCAGAAUGUAGCCCAGUCUUCCUCUGCCAGGGUCGGCGCCAGUCGUUAUCCUGGUAUUGAUCGGGGCGUUUUGGUCUGUUUUGGUACGCUUUUUGCACUAUGAGGUGAAUGGGUCUGAAGGCAAAGAUAAGGAGGACGGACUGGAACCAGUGCGCGAGUAGGUUGGGAUGGCUGAGGUGUGUACGUGUCCACUGCUCUUGGCGAGAAAGUUCGUUGUCGCCGUCGCGAGAUUGUGGGACGUUGAG